Messenger RNA from Agrilus planipennis (emerald ash borer), 488 nucleotides. RefSeq names its product U6 snRNA-associated Sm-like protein LSm5. Gene Ontology annotation, cellular component: U6 snRNP; U4/U6 x U5 tri-snRNP complex; Lsm1-7-Pat1 complex. Bases 113 to 382 code for a protein of 89 amino acids. Gene Ontology annotation, molecular function: RNA binding. The record is from RefSeq and is a predicted model, not a curated record. Gene Ontology annotation, biological process: mRNA splicing, via spliceosome. The transcript has 3 exons. NCBI's taxonomy places the organism in Eukaryota, Metazoa, Arthropoda, Insecta, Coleoptera, Buprestidae.
GUUUGUUUACAUGGAGUAUGAUGAGAUGUGCGGUACAAAAUUGUUGGUUAUGUAAAAAUAUUUAAUUUGUUUUUACUUAUUCUCUUCAAAUCCUAAAAAAUUAAGUUAUAUAAUGAGUUCAAUGCCUGUUUCUUCCUCUACAUUACUACCAUUAGAGUUGGUUGAUAAAUGCAUAGGAUCCAGAAUUCAUAUAAUUAUGAAAAAUGAUAAAGAAAUUGUCGGUACACUCCUAGGAUUUGACGAUUUUGUAAAUAUGUUGCUGGAAGAUGUGACUGAAUAUGAAUCUACCCCUGAAGGCAGACGAAUAACAAAACUGGACCAAAUACUUUUAAAUGGGAAUAACAUUACAAUGUUAGUACCUGGGGGUGAAAUGCCUGAAUAGAACUAGAUAUUAAAUAAGUGUAUUUAAAUUAAUCGAUAAGGUCAAACUAUUAUUUUGUACUUCACAUUAAUAACUUAAAUGCCAUGAAUAAAAGUUUUCAUUUGUU